AUGCCUCAGAUUGCAGGACGAGAAGUUGGCACCAUCGGCUUCGGCCUCAUGGGCCUCACAUGGCGACCCGAGCCCUGCUCCCAAGAGCAGGCCUUUGCGGCGAUGCGCGCGGCGCUCGCAAGUGGCGCUAAUUUCUGGAACGGCGGCGAGUUCUACGGCACACCCGAACACAAUAGCAUGACGUUGCUCGCGGCCUACUUUGAAAAGUACCCCGAGGACGCGUCCAAGAACACGCGGCGAUCCGUCGACGAAAUCGUUUCUCAGCUCAAGGGCACCAUCAAGGUCGACUUGUUCGAGUGCGCUCGAAGGGACCCCAACGUGCCGCUCGAGACUACAUUUGGUGUGCUCGAGAGCGAGUACAUCAAGACGGGGAAGAUUGGUGGCAUCUCUCUCUCCGAGGUCUCCGCAAAGACUAUCCAUGAGGCGGUCAAGGUCACCAAGAUCGAGGCGGUCGAAGUAGAGCUUAGCCUCUGGGCCACCGAAGUCUUGGAGAAUGGUGUGGCCGAGGCGUGUGCUCAAUACAACAUUCCGCUGGUCGCCUACAGCCCUCUCGGACGCGGUAUCCUUACUGGACAAAUCAAGACUCCCGAUGACAUUCCAAAGGGAGAUUACCGUCAUCACCUGCCACGCUUCCAGCCUGACACGUUCCCCAUCAACCUGGAGCUCGUCCGCGAGGUAGAGAAGCUGGCCAAGAAGAAGAACUGCACCAUGUCACAGCUCGCCAUUGGUUGGUGUCUCACAUUGGCCCGACGGCCCAACAUGCCCACCAUCAUCCCCAUCCCUGGGGCUACGACGGCUGCGAGGGUCGAGGAGAACAACAAGAUCGUAGAACUUACCGACGAGGAAAUGGCAGAGAUAGAUCACAUCCUUGGAAAGUUUGAAGUGGUCGGCGAUCGAUAUGCCGCUGGAGUCCCGGUCCACACGUAA
Messenger RNA from Parascedosporium putredinis, 927 nucleotides. Lineage: Eukaryota; Fungi; Ascomycota; Sordariomycetes; Microascales; Microascaceae. The record is from the annotation of a GenBank genome assembly.